Molecule: messenger RNA, 1776 nt
Organism: Caenorhabditis bovis
Lineage: Eukaryota; Metazoa; Nematoda; Chromadorea; Rhabditida; Rhabditidae
Source: the annotation of a GenBank genome assembly
AUGUCGGUUACCGGAGAGGAGUCCGCAGAUGAUUCGCUUUAUCCAAUCGCUGUGCUCAUCGAUGAGCUUCGCAAUGAGGAUGUCACCUUGAGAUUGAAUAGUAUUCGCAAGCUUUCGACCAUCGCUUUGGCUCUUGGUGUCGAGCGUACCCGAAAUGAGCUCAUUCAAUUCCUUACUGACACGAUUUAUGAUGAGGACGAGGUGCUUUUGGUGCUCGCUGAGCAACUUGGAAACUUCACGCCAUUGGUCGGCGGUCCUGAACACGUCCACUGCCUUCUGCAACCUCUCGAGAAUCUCGCCACCGUCGAAGAAACUGUCGUUCGCGAUAAGGCCGUCGAAAGCUUACGCAAAAUCGCCGACAAACACAGCUCCAGCGAUCUUGAGGAGCAUUUCGUGCCGAUGCUGAAGCGAUUGGCCGCUGGCGAUUGGUUCACCUCGAGAACGUCGGCUUGCGGACUGUUCUCUGUCGUCUAUCCGAGAGUCAAUCCAGCUAUCAAGAAUGACCUUAAGAACUUGUUCCGCUCACUUUGCCGUGACGAGACGCCGAUGGUCCGUCGUGCCGCCGCCUCCAAACUCGGAGAGUUCGCCAAGGUGUUUGAGAAGAACGCUGUCGUUGAGGGUCUUCACUCGUGCCUCGUCGAUCUUCACGUCGACGAGCAAGACUCGGUCAGACUUCUCACCGUUGAGUCGGCCAUCGCUUUCGGCUCGCUUCUCAACAAGGAGAAUAAGAAGAAGCUGAUUGAGCCGAUACUUGUGUCGCUGUUUGACGACAAGUCGUGGCGAGUUCGCUACAUGGUCGCCGAGAAGCUUAUUGAUAUCCAAAAAGUGCUUGGAAGUGACAUCGAGACGAACCAGCUUGUUGCCCAUUAUAUCAGUUUGUUGAAGGAUCCGGAGGGCGAAGUGCGUUGCGCUGCCACUCAGAAGCUUAAAGAAUUCGCACAAAAUUUGCCUGAAAACGAGAGCGAGUCAGUAAUCAGCAAUCAGCUUCUUCCUGUCGUCAAAGAGCUCGCCGGCGACACGAAUCAGCUCGUCAAAUCGGAAUUGGCUAGUGUUGUCAUGGGUCUCGCGCCGCUCAUCGGCAAAGACAAAACGGUCAACGAGCUUCUUCCGAUUUACAUGCAAUUGUUGAACGAUAGCACACCGGAAGUGCGACUCAACAUCAUUUCGAGCCUCGACAAAGUCAAUGAGGUCAUCGGCGCCGCGCAAUUGUCGACGUCGCUUCUGCCGGCGAUUGUUGGUUUGGCGGAGGACGGCAAAUGGCGAGUGCGGUUGGCGAUUGUGCAAUUUAUGCCGCUUUUGGCUUCGCAAUUGGGACAGGAAUUUUUCGACGAGAAACUCUUGCCGCUUUGCCUAAAUUGGUUGACAGAUCAUGUUUACUCAAUUCGUGAAGCAUCCACAUUGAUUAUGAAGGAGCUGACGCAGAAGUUUGGUGGCGCUUGGGCCAGCGCCAACAUCAUGUCGAAGAUGCAGAAGCUCGUCAAGGAUUCGAACUACCUUCAGAGAAUGACUUGCCUGUUCUGUUUGAACACACUUAGCGAGGCGAUGACACAGGAGCAGAUUCUGAAAGAGAUUAUGCCGCUUGUUAAGGAGCUUGUUGAUGAUGAUGUGCCGAAUGUUAGAUUCAAUGCCGCCAAAAGCCUCAAGAGAAUCGGAAAAUGUCUAUCGCCGAAUGUUCUCAAUUCUGAUGUGAAGCCUCUGCUCGAGAAGCUCGGCAAGGAUAAUGAUUUUGACGUGAGGUACUUUGCCGAAGAAGCGCGAAACAGCCUUGGACUCUGA